CUGUUCUCGGCCCAUUAGCAUCAUUACAUUGCAAAAACGUGGCCAACAGUCCCGGAGGACCUUGCCACCUUCACAGUCUCUUCCAUCAUCUCUGUCUGGUGGCCAUUAUCCCUCUUUAAACGCUGAGCAGCAUUCUAUCACUCACAAUGCCAUUCAAAGAACACAAUCGCCAGUAUGACCUGGUUGUCUUUGGAGCCACGGGAUAUACCGGUAAAUUGGCAGCCGAGUACAUCAUUGCCAAUUUCCCAGUCAAUUUGAAAUGGGCGAUUGCCGGUCGUUCUGAGUCAAAGCUCCAAGCAAUCGUCGAGGACUGCAAGAAGCUGAAUUCAGAUAGAAACCCUCCAGCAAUUGAGACGGCGGGAGUGGAUAGCUACGACGAAAUGAGUGCGCUGGCGAAAAAGACAUUUGUCAUGAUUACAACUGUCGGCCCGUAUAGCGCUCACGGAGAGUAUGCAGUAAGGGCAUGCGCCGAAGCUGGUACACAUUACUUUGAUGUAACUGGUGAGACACCAUGGGUCUAUAGAAUGAUUAAGAAGUACGAAAAGACCGCUAAAGAGAGCGGUGCUAUUCUCAUCCCACAGAUGGGACUGGAGUCUGCUCCAGCAGAUCUAUGCACCUGGUCUUUGGCUCAAACACUCCGGAAGCAGCUGAAUGCUAAGACAAGAGACGUUAUUAUUUCGAUCUAUAAUCUGCGAGCGGCUCCCUCUGGAGGCACCGUUUCAACUGUUCUCACCAUCUUCGACCAUUUCACCCUGAGUGAGCUGGCAGAGUCUGGAAAACCGUUUGCCCUAUCCCCUAUACCUCACCCAGGAGAGCCAAAGCGACACAAUGCCUCCAUUUGGCAAAAGAUAUUUGGCGUCCACUAUGUGCCUAAUCUUGGGACCGUCACUACGGCCUUUACUAGUUCUGCCGACCAAGGACUAGUAGAACGCUCAUGGGGCCUUUUAUCAGAGAUUCCUAGCCGGAAAGACGAGUUCUACGGGCCCAAUUUCCAUUGGGCGGAAUGCUACAGGCCUCGCAAUUGGCUGUAUGGAGUUAUUGUUCAUUGGGUAAUCGUCAUUGGCAUAUUUCUGGUAGCUACUGGAAAACCUGUGAGGACUCUGCUCCGAAAUGUCGUUCCGGCACCAGGCACAGGACCCUCCAAAGAUGAAAUGGAAAAGGAGGAAGUUGAAUGGCGUGGCAUUGCGAAUCCAGAUACGGAAUUACCUGCUGAUAGGCAAGCCUUUUGCCGAGCUUGGUAUUAUGGUAGCAUGUACUCGUUGACGGCAAUGUUAUGUAGCGAGGCAGCUCGAACAGUCUUGGAGGAUGACCUCGAGCUUGAUGGAGGCUUCUAUACCCCGUGUUGUCUUGGGCAGGGCAUUGUUGACCGUGCUCAUAAUGGAGGCUUCAAGAUGGAGACGCGAAUUCAGCAGAAAUGAGCCCUAUUGGGGUUACCAUGCGCUUUCUUCAAGAGUCACCAAGUUUGAUUUGAUCGUCUAUAUAUGCGGAAAUGUAUCUCAGUAUGUGGCUUGUAGUUGGAAGACAUUGAAGACUAUCCACGUAUUCAUACCUAAAUAGCACUCAAAUGCUUAACGUGCUGAGAGCCGUGUCGCAAAUUCAAUGGUAGCGGUAAUACUUAAUACUAAGCGAG
Messenger RNA from Trichoderma harzianum CBS 226.95, 1630 nucleotides. RefSeq lists its product as hypothetical. The record is from RefSeq and is a predicted model, not a curated record. Gene Ontology annotation, biological process: glycolipid biosynthetic process. Gene Ontology annotation, cellular component: lipid droplet; plasma membrane; mitochondrion. The transcript is spliced from 5 exons. NCBI's taxonomy places the organism in Eukaryota, Fungi, Ascomycota, Sordariomycetes, Hypocreales, Hypocreaceae. The coding region runs from base 147 to 1418 and encodes 423 amino acids.